Messenger RNA from Aureobasidium uvarum, 297 nucleotides. Lineage: Eukaryota; Fungi; Ascomycota; Dothideomycetes; Dothideales; Saccotheciaceae. The record is from the annotation of a GenBank genome assembly.
AUGAGAACGACACAAACCCGCCUUGCGGCUGUUGCAGCUUUGACAUCAGGCGCCUUUGCAAUCAUCUGCGACAAGGACUCACUCCAAUCUGCUUUCCCGUCGGUUGCUACUAUUGAUUUUGCGACAUGGAUGCCUGCCAAUUCGACCCUUGGCGUGCCCAAGGCCGACAUUGCCUAUCCGGUCUCGCCGACUCAACUGCGCGCCGCAUGUGCUGUUCAGGUGUCAGUCAAGAACGGCACUUCUAACUACGGUUUUGGAGUCUUUUUGCCCGAUGAUUGGAACGGCCGUUUCCUGUGA